AUGAGUGCGGACGACAACAACAGCACCGCAGGUGGAAAUACACUAUGGCUCACCUUCCUCGCAGCAUGGGCCGAAGAAGCACAAGCAAAAGGCUCCAAGGUAGCCCGUACAUACCGAAAGGCACACCAAUCCUUGGCAGCCUGUCCGAUCGAGUUGCAACAUCCAUGUCAAACGACGCAACUAUCUGGCAUCGGACCGACGAUUUCCAACAAGAUCGAACAGGAAUUGCAGAAAUGGUGUCAGGAGAAUGGAAAGGCGAUGCCAGAGCGGCCUUUGCGCCAGGUCUCAACUUCGAAGAGCAAGUCAGCAUCGGCGACAAAUGAUGAUGGUGGAGCAGAAGCAAGAGAACAUCUGGCCGUAGAAGCGCAAGAUGGCAGCCAUGGUGCAGCCAAACGAAACAAGCGAGGCGCAUCAGAUCGGCCGACCAAGAAGCGCGCUUAUGUGCCCCAGCACCGCUCAGGCGCAUACGGUCUACUCGUUGGACUCUUCAUCACCACCAGCGCCCGCGGCUCUUUGCAGCAGCAGCAGAAGGUCUCCAAAACACAGCUGAUCAAUGCUGCUCGACCUUACUCGGAUACCGAGUACGAGCUCGGCGGAUCUUCAUCUCGAGCAUCAGCAGCCGUGCCGCUUUCCAGUCACCAUGGCACAUCUGGCGGCAGUGCAGGUAGCUCUCGCUCCUUCUAUACAGGCUGGACCAGCAUCAAGACGCUCAUCGCUAAAGGAUACGUGCUGCAGUCCGGCAAUCCAGCUCGGUAUGCUCUAAGCGAUCAAGGUGCAACGAUUGCAGAGACGCUUGCUAAAGACGCUCGUGUUGAACCGACCGACGUCCAAGAUGCGACUGAAGCCGGUGAGGAUCUGGGUGAAGAAGAACUCGGUCAAGAAGAACUGGCUGAAGAAGAACUGGAGGACCAUGUUUCAGAGGACGAGCAAGAAGAUACACUCAACGAACGCCUCUCGACAUUGGAGCCAGAGGUGUUGAAAGCAGGCAGCUAUACCAUCCAUCUCCUCGUCGACAACCGCGAGCGUCACAGACCCGGAGGACGACAGGAGAAAGAACCAAUAGCUACACUCUUGCUCGAGCGGGGAAUAGACACCGAGACACGAGCGCUGCAAGUGGGAGAUGCUGUCUGGAUAGCACGCCGGAAAAAUCGGAGCGGCCUCGAAGCAGACGAAGUUGUGCUAGACCACAUUGUAGAGAGGAAGCGGCUCGACGAUCUUACCAGCUCCAUCCUUGAUGGACGAUGGAAGGAGCAAAAGUUCCGAUUGUCGUGCUCGGGACUAUGUAAAGUGCUUUAUCUCAUUGAAGACUACGACGUGGAGGAUGAGAUGGGCAAGUUUGCACCGCAAAUCCAGACGGCACUCAGUAGCUCACAGGUGGUGGAUGGCUUCUUUGUCGAGCGGACCUCAGGUCUGAUUGCCAGCAUCGACUAUCUAGCAGCAAUGGACCGCAUCGUCCGCAAGAUCUACGAACGACGAGAUCUUUCAGUGAUACCGAGUGCAGUCAUCUCUCGCUCAAGCUUCCUGCAGACAAGGGAUGAGCUGCAAAAAAAGCUGCCCUCUGCAUCUAUCCUGACCUCAUUCGAAGCCUUUCAGGCACUCAACAGCAAGAGUGCUGGUCUGACAUCCACGGAGGUCUUUGGCAAGAUGCUCCUGUGCAUCAAAGGCAUGAGCGCCGAGAAGGUGCGAGAGAUGCUGACCAUCUACAGCACCCUCCGUCAACUCACAGAGGCAUACCAAGGACCAGCGGAUGAGACCAAGAAAGCAGAUACGCUGCUUUCCAGCUCUACGGAGAACUUAGACCAGCGCAAGAAGAUCGGACCUGCGCUGAGUCGCAAAGUGGGCCAAGUGUUUUUGCAAUCACGAUACCCAGCCGAAUGA
Messenger RNA from Ustilago hordei, 1878 nucleotides. RefSeq lists its product as uncharacterized. Gene Ontology annotation, cellular component: Holliday junction resolvase complex; nucleus. Bases 1 to 1878 code for a protein of 625 amino acids. Lineage: Eukaryota; Fungi; Basidiomycota; Ustilaginomycetes; Ustilaginales; Ustilaginaceae. Gene Ontology annotation, molecular function: DNA binding; crossover junction DNA endonuclease activity; 3'-flap endonuclease activity. Gene Ontology annotation, biological process: resolution of meiotic recombination intermediates; mitotic intra-S DNA damage checkpoint signaling; DNA catabolic process. The transcript has 2 exons. The record is from RefSeq and is a predicted model, not a curated record.